AUGCCCCAUAACGAGUCUAGUUAUACUGAAGAGUCCACCGGUUUAAAUUACUCAUCUGACGCUGAUUUCAUUCGGAGCGGGAAAAGUGGUGAGGUCAAGACUGAGGAUUUAGAUUUUGGCCUGCCAUACGUAAAGCCACAUAUACACCUUAGGUAUUUUCCGGAAGGCAUACGAAACUGCUAUAAUCUAACUGUUAUGCAGGGCACACAUUAUCUUAUCAGAGCUGUGUUCUUGUAUGGGAAUUACGAUGGCCUAAAACAAAGACCAAUAUUUGAUCUUUAUCUUGGCCCUAACUUCUGGACAACUAUAGACUUGCAAGAUCAAUUUGUUAAUAUCAACCGGAUUCGGUUGUUAGAUGCUACCGUAGAGGAGAUAGUCCACAUGCCAAAGUCAAACUCUUUGGAUAUUUGUCUGGUUAAGACAGGAACAACGACGCCAUUCAUUUCAGCCUUGGAACUACGUCCCCUCAGAGAUGACACCUACACUACUAAAACCGGAUCCCUGAAGCUAUUCACUCGCUGGUCUUUCAGCAAUUCUAAAUCCGACGUAAGGUAUCCUGAUGAUGUCCAUGAUCGUGUAUGGAAUACAGAUUUUUUGGAAGAUGAUUGGACAGAAAUAAAAGCCAGGACCCCUGUAGAUACUACGAAUGCCUUUGAUUUGCCUCAAGCUAUAAUUUCAAAGGCUUCCACACCCAAAGGUGCAGGUAAGUCAUGGAGCCGAGACUGGUCAAUGCAAAGCACGGAAGAAGUUCACCUUUACCUUCAUUUCGCCGAGAUCCAAGCCCUAAAGUCCAAUAACACCAGAGAGUUUAGUAUUAUAUGGAAUGAUAAAACAACUAAUUAUAACUACAGUCCUCCGGAGUUCAUGGCUGAUACUGUACCUAUCAGAACGUCAACUAAGUGCGAUGAUUCUUGCUUAUUAGAGCUUGUAAGAACUAAGUCGUCAAGUCUUGCACCAUCUCUUAAUGCGUUAGAGGUUUUCAUGGUACUCCAGCUUCCUCAGCUAGAAACAGAUGAAAACGACGUCACUGCAUUCAAGAAAAUCCAAGCGAGUUAUGGUAUACAGAAAAUGAGCUGGCAAGGAGAUCCAUGUGUACCUGUACAAUAUAUGUGGACUGGUCUAAACUGCAGCAACACGUUUCCAUCUAUUCCACCAAGAAUCAUUUUCAUGGACCUGUCAAACAACAAUUUGACGGGAAGAGUGCCUGAAUUUCUCGCCAAAUUGAAGUUGUUGACGUUCAUACAUCAAGGAAAUCCAAACCUCUGUUCGGAUCCAUCAUGCGAAAGUGGUGGAAAUAACAAAAAGAAGUUGCUAUUACCCAUUCUUGCAUCAGCUGCUUCGGUGGGUAUUAUUACAGCUGUGCUUCUUCUCGUUAUUCUCUUCUACAGAAAGAAGAGGUCGUCGACAGACCUACGUCCAUCAAUUGUGGCAAACAAGAGAAGCUUUACGUAUGAAGAGGUUAAGGUGAUGACAAAUAACUUUGAGAGAACUCUUGGUGAAGGAGGGUUUGGAGUCGUUUACCACGGUAACUUAAAUUCUAACGAACAAGUGGCUGUUAAAGUCCUCUCUCAGUCCUCAGCUCAAGGUUAUAAGCAAUUUAAAGCUGAGAUAGACCUUCUUCUGAGAGUCCACCACAUAAAUUUGGUAGGCCUUGUUGGUUAUUGUGAGGAAGGACAAAACUUGGUCCUCAUCUAUGAGUACAUGUCCAGUGGAAACUUAAAACAACAUCUAUCCUGUGAAUGUUCUAGCUCCCCUUUGAGUUGGGAAAAUAGAUUAAGAGUUGCUGCCGAGGCAGCACAAGGAUUGGAGUAUUUGCAUAUCGGCUGCAAACCACCAAUGAUCCAUAGAGAUAUCAAAUCUACGAACAUACUUCUUAAUAAUAAUCUUCAAGCUAAACUCGGCGAUUUUGGGCUUUCAAGAUCUUUUCCAGUGGGAAGUGAAACGCACGUGUCAACAAAUGUUGCUGGAACUCCAGGCUAUCUUGACCCUGAAUAUAACCGAACAAACUGGUUGACAGAGAAGAGCGAUGUCUUCAGUUUUGGAGUCGUAUUACUGGAAAUUAUCACAAGCCAGUCAGUAAUUGACCAAACUCGUGAAAAGUCUCACAUAGGAGAAUGGGUGGGAUUUAGGUUAACCAAUGGCGAUAUCAAAAAUAUUAUGGAUCCAAGUCUCGUUGGUGAUCAUGAUUCUAGUUCAAUGUGGAAGGUUCUUGAGCUAGCAGUGUCAUGCAUUAGUCAAACUUCGUCUGGAAGACCAAACAUGUCCCAAGUUGCUAAUGAACUACAAGAGUGUCUCUUAUCUGAAAUUUCAAGGAAAGGAGCUGGGAGACAUGAGAUGGACUCCAAAAGUUCUGUUGAACCGAGCACAAGCUUUGGUCCUCAACAGACUACUCCUGAUGCACGCUAG
Microthlaspi erraticum is the source of this 2406-nucleotide messenger RNA. NCBI's taxonomy places the organism in Eukaryota, Viridiplantae, Streptophyta, Magnoliopsida, Brassicales, Brassicaceae. The record is from the annotation of a GenBank genome assembly.